AUGUACCCACGCGAGUUGACCAAGCGAGUACUACGAAAAGUUGACUGGAUCCUGAUACCUUUAGUCGCUGGAACUUACAUGUUGCAUUUCGUCGACAAGAUGGCAUUGUCGUAUGCCGCCGUGUUUGACCUCUUUCCCAGCACUGGAAUCACUCAGGUACAAUAUGCGUGGUUUGGCAGCAUCUUCUACUUCGCCUACAUGGCGGCCGAGUAUCCCUUGGUGUGGCUCGCACAAAAGACACGAAUGGCAAAGGUUAUCGCCGGCUGUGUCUUGGGCUGGGGCGCGGUCAUGAUGCUUACCGUAGCUUGUGAUAGCUUUGUUGGAAUGGCUGCCUGUCGAUUCUUCCUUGGUGUCUUUGAGGCCCCAACAACAACAUGCUUCAUGAUGAUGGUGGCGAUGUGCGUUGGCAUGAUGCUGGCAGGAGUGCUGAACCUAGCUAUUGGAAGGAUAACGAUAAUCCCCGUCUGGAAAGCAGUAUUCUUGGUCAAUGGCGGGAUGACGAUAGUCUGGGGCCUUCUUCUACUUAUCUUCCUACCCGAUGAUGUCAUAUCGGCCAAGCGCUUUACACUGGAAGAGAAAGCCCUCCUAAUCGCUCGCGGACGACUCGCACGAACUGGAAUCCUUAACAAGACAGUGAGGCUAUAUCAAGUCAAAGAAGCUUUCAAAGAUCCCCAAGUCUGGCUGCUCGCCGUUCUGAUGUUCCUCAAUGAGGUUGUCAACGGCGGCCUGUCCAAUUUCGGAAAGCUCAUCCUCAAAGAUGUGACCAAGGAUCCUUUCCGAACAGUCGCUCUCGGCAUCCCAGCUGGCGUAUUCGGUAUCUCGUGGAUACUUUCAGGAACUUGGCUAGCAUCUAAGCUUCCCAACUUUCGAACCCACGUCAUGGCUUUGUACAACAUCCCUACGAUAAUAGGCAUCUCCCUGCUGUGGAAACUGGAUAGGACAAAACAUGAGAUUGGGCUUCUGUUCGCCUACUACAUCGUCACCGGGUACAUCGUCACGCUAUUUCUUGGUAUGCAGAUGCCUGCAACAAAUCUAGGAGGAUAUACAAAGCGCACCACAGGCAGCGUGAUAGUCUUCAUGUCGUACUGCAUUGGCAACAUCCUCGGGCCGCACGCAUUCAGGGGAGAAGAGGCGCCACUCUAUCCUACGGGAUGCAAGGUCAUCAUCGCAUGUUGCAUUGGCCAAAUCAUCCUAGCAUACGCGCUGCGUCUGCUGUUAACACGGCGGAACAAAGAAAGAGACAGACAAGCGACCGAGAUCGGUUUGAGCGAGGAGAUUGUUGACACGUUAAAAGACCGUACAGAUUUCGAGAACCCACAUUUUAGAUAUGUUUUGUAA
Messenger RNA from Phaeoacremonium minimum UCRPA7, 1338 nucleotides. RefSeq names its product putative mfs protein. Bases 1 to 1338 code for a protein of 445 amino acids. The transcript is spliced from 4 exons. Lineage: Eukaryota; Fungi; Ascomycota; Sordariomycetes; Togniniales; Togniniaceae. The record is from RefSeq and is a predicted model, not a curated record. Gene Ontology annotation, cellular component: membrane. Gene Ontology annotation, molecular function: transmembrane transporter activity. Gene Ontology annotation, biological process: transmembrane transport.